AUGCCGCGCGCUGUCCCCUCCCCAAUCCCGUUCCAAUGGCAAAGCGAGGUUUCUCCACCAAACGACGAACCCUUGCCCUCUCCGCCCCCUGACGACGAGCCUUCCGUCGCCGAGGCCACAUCCCUCGUCCACGCCCGCUGCCUCCACCCCGACCAACUCCAUCAUGCCCCCUUCGCUCGCCUGUCCACCCCCCUCCUGCUUGCCAUCCGCGAUGACGCCAUCAACGCCCAUGUCUUCUCAGCAUGCCCAAACCCCGCUCUGGCAACCGCCGUAACGCAAGCCUGCGUCCUCCACCUAAACCGUCUCGCCUCAGACACGGCCCGCAACGAUGCCAAGUUUUCCCGCGUCAAGCGUCAGUUCGUCCUUCUCUCGCUCCUCGACCCCGCUGCUGUCAUUUCCGCGCUUUGCAAAUGGGCCGCCCGACAGAGCGUGGCCGUACGCCAGGCGGCUGUUUGCGGUAUCCUGACCGCGCUUAGAUGUCAGGAGCCGUGGGAAGGGGCGGAUGUGCCCGCCAUCGUUGUUUGUGUGCGGGAUAUGUUGGCUGCAUGUGCGGAGGAAGAGUUUCCCCCGUUCUGCCAGUUUGUUAAGCAAACGCUCGUGCCUCAGCAGCUGGGGGAGGCGCCGCUAUUUAGAGUGGCGGUGUGCUUGGAGUAUCUUGUAAACCCGCUUUUGGAGAAGGAAGACGCGAAGUGGGAGGCGUUCGUGCGGUGCGUGGCUGAUAGUUGGGAGCCAGGUCGCGCGGUUUUUGAUGAGAAUUUCGAGACGAUUGCGCAUACAACGGAACUGCUGAGUACAUACUGCUCGUUCGAUAAGCGGAGGGCGGGGAAACUGCAGGGAGUUCAAACGGCGUCUGAGACCCUCGUCACGCUUUUGGGAAUCGUUCCGGACGAGACUGCUCGCAAGUUACAGGGCCGAUUACAACACGCUUCUCCUUUCCUGUUUUUGGAAACAGCGCGAGUGCAAACAGAGUUGAACCGUGUCAUUCGCACUUUCAGUGAGGAGGAGAUGAGUCAGGUGGGACUGCUUGAUGAUACGAAGCUAUCCAUCUUUUAUCUACGACAAUGCGAACGUAUCAUUGUUAUGCUCGCCAGUUCGAGAAUGAACUGGCAAGAAGUGAAGGGCUUCCCGCAAGAUACAAAACCUCCAAUGCACACGGCUCUUCGAUCAGUUUGGAUUGGCGCGCUUGCACGCCAACUUCCAUUGCUCACAUUUACAGAAGUAGCAUCCCUUUUCGGGAAUGUGGAGAAAGGUUUUCUCCUGCUCGAGGUCCUCGGUAACGAAAGCGUCAGUCAAGUUGAGGGAUGGCAAUGCUUCGCUCUAUUUUCCCGACUGGCCAUUCGCGCUCUGCUCCUACUGCUACGCAGCGAUCAACUACGUCAACAAGUUUCGCAAAAUCUAUUGUCUGCAUUGCACGUCACAAGAAGUGUUUGUUCCGCGUUUGUUACCACGGCGAGCAGAGACCACCGAGAACAUGUUCCUCCACUUUUUUUGUACUCAUGCUUGAUUUCGGAACUGCAUAUGUUGAUCGCCACAUAUGAAGUGCACUGUGUGUCGAAUCUCGCAGACCAUAAACAAAUAGGAGAUGUGCUCGUGAUGGCAGUUUCGGAGAUUACCCGGUAUUUUACAUUGAAAUGCGACAAAGACGAUGUGGAAGGGGUGGCGCAAAUAGAUGAAAUAACGAGCAUGCUCCAUACUUCUUCGCAGAACAGGCCGUUAAUUAGAAAAACCUCCCGGCGGCUUCUAUCGAUUCUUAGUAAUAGAAGGGCCACCUUUCCUACAAAGCGAGGUAAUAGCUAGUGGAAGUGAUGCUGUUAAGAGUAGGUUUCGAGGGCACACACACAAUCCGAAAUCACAAUCUGUGCAGUGGUAGCACUUGAGUAUUUGAGAGGCGAGCGGUAAGAUUGAUGUGCUCCUAACAAAUGCAACAAAAAGAACUGAUCCCUCAAAAUCACAAGGCUUGGUCCUACGGUA
Molecule: messenger RNA, 1971 nt
Organism: Chondrus crispus (carragheen)
Lineage: Eukaryota; Rhodophyta; Florideophyceae; Gigartinales; Gigartinaceae
Exons: 2
Coding region: 1-1797 (598 amino acids)
Source: RefSeq, a predicted model, not a curated record